Molecule: messenger RNA, 2253 nt
Organism: Symbiodinium natans
Lineage: Eukaryota; Dinophyceae; Suessiales; Symbiodiniaceae
Source: the annotation of a GenBank genome assembly
AUGGCAGGGCCCAAUUUGCAGGCACGAGGCUACCCAACGACCUCGGCUCUAGUGGGGAGCCGCAAGGCGCUGCGGCAGCUCCAGGGCCUAUGGUUCCGAGAGGAUGGCGAGCUCAUCGCCCAGAUCAUCGACUCCCUCGUCAUCUUCGAGGGCAACCAGGUGUCGAGGCUGUCCGUGCUGGCGACGAACCGCUUCGCUCUCGAAUGGGAAGGCCGCGAGCACGUCGGGACUUUGGAAGUCGACGCGCAGGCCUCUCUGACCUGGAGCGAUGGUGACGUCUGGUGGCCCUGGAUCGUCUUUGACGACACCGCCGCCCGGCACGAAUGGAACCACCGGGAACACUCCAGAGGAUCUCUCAGGGCCGUGGUCAAGAUCUUACUGUCAUGGGCUCGUACCGCGGCCUCGGCCGAUGCUACUGAGGUGGGAAGCCUGUCGCUGAGCUUCGCCCGCGAAGCUGCGGCCAAUGGCAGCAUCAUCCCACUGCAGCAGGGGGCCCUGCAGGAGCCCCUGGCCAGCGGAGCAAGCCGGGCCCUGGACUGCCACGACAUCCAUUGGGGCCUGGCGGGCAUCGGAACAGUGCGCUGCAACGGGAGCCAGUUCGAGGUCGCGACAGCGGGCUGCGUGCGCAGUGGUUGCCCCUGGCAUCGGCUCUCCUUGGCAGACGGCGGCACCACGUACCAGGCCCCCACCCGGGACCUGGCAGUCCCCGGAGCCGUCUCCCAAGCCCCAGACAAGUGGACGCCGCCGGUCCUUGCAUGGGAUGGCGCUUUGUAUGCAGCCCCCUUGGCUGCGGAUAAUGUCCUCCGGGUGGCGGAAGGUGCUUCAGGAACUGAAGUCACUGAAAUCGCGCCCGCGUCGGCGCUGUCGGGAAGCUUCACGAAGUACGGCGCCGCUGUCCUCGGCGGUGACGGCUUCGUGUACUGCAUCCCGUACUCGGCGCAACAGGUAAUGCGAAUCGACCCCGGCCUUGCUGCCGAGGGGAAUAGCUCGGCUCUUCAACUUUUUGGUGAUGCGGGGACAGCAGGCUACAAGUGGCUGCAUGGAGUGGCGAGCCAACAGGGCCCCAUCUAUGCGGUCCCCGCUGGGGCAUCGACAGUGCUUGUUAUAGACACGCAGUCGGUGUCCAUUUCUGAAUUAGCCAUCGGGCAGCCCCUGGCUGCCUCCCUGCAAAACUACAUCCACGCCGUGCUCUCACCUGAAGGCGACAUCUUCGGUGUACCGGCCGAUGCAACCUUCGUGCUGUGGAUACAGCCCGACAGUCAGGCGGUCACAGCCCUGGGUAGCCUGAGCGCUGACAGCCUCAAGUGGAUGCACGGCAUCGUCGCUGCCGAUGGGCGGAUCUACUGCAUGCCCGGCUCAGCCACGGCCGUGCUGCGGAUCGAUCCGUCCGCCAGCCCCCCGACCCUCAACCUGACUUUGGGCGAGGGUCUUCUGGACCCGCUGCUGACCCGAAAGUGGUCCCAUGCGGUCAACGCCUUGGACGGACGGAUAUUCGGCAUCCCGCAGGGCGCUGCGCAGGUGUUGGUGAUUGACCCCUUCACCGACAGCCAGGGCCCCAAACGUGCUUCUGCAUCGGCCAGGCUUGGAAGCCACCCGCAGCUCCUCGCGGCCGGCCGAUACGGGUGGCCUGCCUCCAUGGCACCUGCAGCAAUGGCCACGUCACCCGGGCAGGGAGAGGAUGGAGGCAAGGGCCCAGAGGGCCCAGAAGGCUCAAGGAUGGAGACGGAGAAGAGCAACCCGAUGUGGGAGGAGAUGUCCAAGACCUUUAAGGGCCAGCAGUUCUUCGACUGGGCCCGGUGGAAGACGGGCGAGGGCACCUGCAUCACGUCGCGGCAGUACCACGACCUGGACGACAGCUUGGCGUUCAUCCAGGACCUCCUGCGGCAGCACGCACCGCUGGAUGGCGUUUUCGGCUUCUCACAGGGUGCCAACAUGGCCAGCCUCAUCGCCGCGCAGGCGGUCGCCGGCCAAGGAGUCAAUUUCGGCUUCGUGGUCCACUGCUGCGCCGCAGGACCCGGAUGGGUGGAGCAGCGCCCCGAACUGUUCGCGGAGAAGCUGCCGAUGAGAAGCCUCCACAUCUCCGGGAAGGAAGACUCGAAUCCUGAGCUCCCGCUGCUGGCGCUGUAUGAUGACCCCGUCAGCAUGUGCCACAGCGACGGUCACAAAGUCAUCCCGAGCAAGGGCGGGAGAGAGGAGGCGGACCUCGUCGCCAAGACCAUCGCCGACUUUAUCCUGAGCCGGGGAGCCGUUUGA